Cynara cardunculus var. scolymus (artichoke) is the source of this 2244-nucleotide messenger RNA. RefSeq names its product calcium-dependent protein kinase 28-like. The transcript has 12 exons. The record is from RefSeq and is a predicted model, not a curated record. Gene Ontology annotation, molecular function: calcium ion binding; calmodulin binding; calcium/calmodulin-dependent protein kinase activity. Gene Ontology annotation, cellular component: cytoplasm; nucleus. Lineage: Eukaryota; Viridiplantae; Streptophyta; Magnoliopsida; Asterales; Asteraceae. Gene Ontology annotation, biological process: protein autophosphorylation; peptidyl-serine phosphorylation; intracellular signal transduction. The coding region runs from base 197 to 1921 and encodes 574 amino acids.
AAACUUUCGUUUUUCAUAUUUAAUUCAUCUCCAUUAUUUCAGUUUCUUGAUUUCUUCUCUGUUUCUCACUUAUGUAUAUUUAACAACCAACCCAGUGUUUCCCUGAUUUCAUACAUAUGGGAUGAAUUUUAUUUCCAUCCCUACAAAACCCUUGUCAAAGAUUCAAAUUUUCUGAUCCAUCUUCAUCAUACAAGAUAUGGGUGGCUGUUUUUCAACCACCAAGAUCAGUGGUUCCAACAGCAACGCUACAUCCACCACCACAUCUACCACCACCGUCGUACACCAACAACCCCACCGCCGAACAACAGCAUCAGCCGCCAACAAGCAUGACGGGGGUGGGUCUAAUUUCAAUAAAACCAAAGAGGGCAACAGGAAUCAUCAUCAUCAACAACAACAGAGGACCCAACUACAGUCGAACAAUAAUAAAAACAAAAUGAAGAACAAGGCUACUUCCAGGCGUCAGAAUGGAAUCAUCUCUUGUGGCAAAAGAACCGAUUUCGGAUACCUUAAGGAUUUUGAUCAGAGGUAUUCAAUUGGGAAAUUGUUGGGUCAUGGUCAAUUUGGGUAUACAUAUGUUGCUACUGAUAAAGCUAAUGGAGAUCGUGUUGCUGUCAAGAAAAUUGACAAAAACAAGAUGAUCCUUCCAAUUGCUGUUGAGGAUGUCAAGCGAGAAGUCAGAAUAUUACAAGCCUUAAGUGGUCACGAGAAUGUGGUUCAAUUCCACAAUGCGUUUGAAGAUGAUUCUUAUGUGUAUAUAGCUAUGGAGUUAUGUGAGGGCGGUGAGUUGCUAGACCGGAUUUUGUCCAAGAAAGACAGUCGUUACACAGAGAAGGACGCUGCAAUAGUUGUAAGGCAGAUGCUUAAAGUUGCAGCACAAUGCCACUUACACGGUUUGGUACAUCGUGACAUGAAACCAGAGAAUUUUCUUUUCAAAUCGCCGAAAGAGGAUUCACACUUGAAGGCUACAGAUUUCGGGUUGUCGGACUUCAUAAGACCGGGAAAGAAGUUUACAGAUAUCGUGGGUAGUGCUUAUUAUGUCGCUCCUGAAGUACUGAAGCGUAAAUCAGGACCCGAGUCCGAUGUAUGGAGUAUAGGUGUAAUCACAUACAUUCUACUCUGUGGGCGUCGGCCUUUUUGGGAUAAAACCGAGGAUGGCAUUUUCAAAGAGGUAUUAAGAAACAAGCCUGAUUUUCGGCGCAAACCAUGGCCAAAUAUUAGCACAAGUGCAAGAGAUUUUGUGAAAAAAUUGCUCGUUAAAGAUCCCCGUGCAAGACUCACCGCUGCUCAGGCACUAUCUCACCCAUGGGUUCGAGAAGGUGGAAAUGCUUCCGAGAUUCCUCUUGACAUUUCUGUUCUAUCGAACAUGCGCCAGUUUGUGAAAUAUAGUCGUCUAAAACAGUUUGCAUUACGGGCAUUGGCUAGCACUCUUGAUGAGGCGGAGCUAUCUGAUCUCAAAGAUCAAUUUCAAGCAAUUGAUAUUGAUAAAAGUGGUGCUAUUAGUCUCGAGGAAAUGAGACAGGCCCUUGCUAAAGACCUCCCAUGGAAGAUGAAAGAAUCUCGUGUUUUGGAGAUUUUAGAAGCGAUCGACAGCAAUACGGAUGGGCUCGUGGAUUUCACGGAGUUUGUAGCAGCUACACUCCAUGUUCAUCAGUUGGAGGAGCAUAACAAUGUAAAAUGGCAACAAUUGUCACAGGCUGCUUUUGAAAAAUUCGACGUGGAUCGAGAUGGGUACAUAACUCCAGAAGAACUCAAAAUGCAUACGGGUUUACGAGGCUCGAUCGAUCCAAUUCUAGAGGAGGCCGAUAUCGACAAAGAUGGGAGGAUUAGCUUGCCCGAGUUCCGUAGACUCUUAAGAACCGCAAGCAUGAGUUCACAUACCGUCUCGAGCCCGGCUGCACAUAGAGGUUUGCGUAAGCUUUAGAUUUUUGAAACGAAAAAACAGAAAAACAAGAGUUGAUGUUUUCGCGUGUGAAUUGGUUUUCUUAUCGAGUGAAGAAAGUUGCGUUAUUAUUCGCUAAGAUCUCAAAGCUGCCAUUUUCAUAGACCUUGGUUCGAUAUUCUUGUGACAAUGCAAAGAAAUUGCAGGCGGGGCAUCGUGCCGAGUUCAUAUAAUGCAUGCAAAAACAUAGUUAAUGUUAGUCUUUUUAAGUUGCGAGUGUGUAUAAUUUUCUUUUAUACUGUCGUUUUAGUACGCGUUGUAAAUGGAAAUAUUUCUUUUUGAAGCACUGUGUCGUGGAUUUGUGA